Molecule: messenger RNA, 3396 nt
Organism: Pimephales promelas (fathead minnow)
Lineage: Eukaryota; Metazoa; Chordata; Actinopteri; Cypriniformes; Leuciscidae
Gene: llcp
Product: lisH-containing low complexity protein
Molecular function (GO): protein binding
Source: RefSeq, a predicted model, not a curated record
UCAGAGUGAAGGAAUGCGCUUGGAGGCUGCGCUAGCGUACCGGAAAUAGAAACAUGCAGCAAAGUUUUUCAUAAGUAUCACGAGCGUCCGUUUUUUUUAAUUUACCGCCAUCACAAACAUGACCUCAAAUAUUACAGACGCAACGCAAGACGAGCUGAUCAAUUUAAUAUAUCACCAUUUAAAGGACAACGGCUACCAGAAAGCAGCACACGUGUUGAAAAAGCACGCGCCCAAGUUGCAGGUUGAAACUGAAGAAGUGAACGUGUCAUUGAGUGAGAUCUUUCAGAAGUGGGCAAGCUCAGAUGAUGGAGAUACUCCGCCGGUGCCUUCUGGUGUCCAAACUCCUGAGCUCCAGAGUCCAGCUAAAGCACCGAAGGGUUCUUCUAAGGUCACAGCGCCCUCUGCUGGACUUAAUACAAAAAAACCUGUCGGCAACAAUACAACUGCAGGAACAGCGGGCAAAUCGACGAAACAGAAGAAAAAUGAAACUGGGAGUAAACCGAGGAAAAUAAACAACUCCAGCUCAGAAGAUGCCGUGGUUCCUCCACCGGCCGCCGAAAACGACUCGGACUCGGACUCCAGUUUAGACGUGGAUAAGUGGAGGAGACUGCUUUCUCAAUUCUCAGACGUCGACAGAGAGAAAAUGGACGUUCUUUCGAUUUUGGACGAAUCUUUUGGGAAGACCCCAGAAAGGACCAGGGCGAAAAGGAAGCCGAGAACAAAAAAGAAAGUGGUAAACCAAUCCAAGGAGGGAAAGUCCGAAGCGACGGCCAAAUCCGAUGACGUUUCUGUAACAACCGAUGCAUCUAAAACUUCAGAAAAGACGAAAGAUGAAGUUCCUAAAGUCAAGAAAAAGACUGGAAAUAAGAAAAAUAGUAGCAUCUCAGGUCUUGAUGUGGUUGAGACCCCAAAAAGAACUAAAGAUAAAACUACCAACAACUCAUGUGAUCAGGAUGAGACGGAGAAAGCGGAAAAACAUCAUGAAACAAACAGACUUUUGAAAGUAACUAAAGAGGUCGGUGUAUUAGAUUCAGAAGCCAUUAUGACCCCUAAAAGAGUUCAUUUUGAACCACAUUUUGAGCCACUUAAGAGUUUUUCACAUCAGGUUAAGCAAAACGGUACCUCAGAAACCAGCACUCCAUCUAAAAAGGCUAAAAAAAAGAAAGGCCUUUCUGAAGCCAGUGAUGUUGAAACUGACAACAGUCCCUCAAACACUCAAGAAGGUAAGAAAGCUGCUGUGGAAACUCACUGUGAAGAAACCAACCUUACGACGGACCAAUCAGAGACGCCUUCAAAGAAAGUGAAAAAUAAGAAGUCUAAAAGUGUUGCGGAGCCCGUUCCUAAUGAAACGCCUACUAAGAAGGGUAAAGCCAAGAAAACUGAAGUUCCUUCUGAGAUUGACCAAGAAACAACAUCUGAAUCCGUUAACCCUGACUCUUCAUCUAAAAAAGCCAAACAUAAGUCCAGUGAAAGCCUUUCAGAAACAACUGAGCCUGAAACGGCAUCUAAAAAAGCCAAACAUAAGGCUAGUGAAAGCCUUUCAGAAACAAUUGAGUCUGAAAAGCCUGCUAAAAAGGCCAAACGUAAGACAAGUGAAAGCAUUUCAGAAACAAUUGAGUCUGAAACGGCAUCUAAAAAGGCCAAACGUAAGACAAGUGAAAGUCUUUCAGAAACAACUGAGCCUGAAACGGCAUCUAAAAAAGCCAAAUGUAAGGCUAGUGAAAGCAUUUCAGAAACUCUUGAGUCUGAAACACCAUCUAAAAAAUCCAAACAUAAGGCCAGUGAAAGUCUUUCAGAAACAACUGAGCCUGAAACAGCAUCUAAAAAAGCCAAAUGUAAGGCUAGUGAAAGUCUUUCAGAAACUCUUGAGUCUGAAACGCCAUCUAAAAAAUCCAAACAUAAGGCUAGUGAAAGUCUUUCAGAAACAAUUGAGUCUGAAAAGCCAGCUAAAAAGGCUAAAGCCGUGAAAGAACCUGGUGAGGUGGAAACUAGCAAUAAAAAGCCCAAAACAGUCCCGUCAGACGCUGACCUCCUUCAGCUCGACUCGGCGAACCGCUCUUUGAAAAAAAAGAAAAGCAAGAUGGCUGCCGACGGCGUGGAGAUCCAGCCUGACGUUCCUGCAGAAACGCCUGUGAAAAGUCGUCAAUCUCAAAACGAUGUUGCCGAUGGUUUGGAAAAUGAGGAAACCUCCGGUCAAGGGCUAAACACCGAGUCUAAAAAAAAGAAAAAGAAAAAACCCAAAAUGGAGGAAGCUUGUGACGUUCCUGCCGCGCCAGAGGCCAAAGUGGAGAGCAAAAACAAGAAGGGUGACAAUGCAGAUGCUCCCCAACCUCCUCCACCAGAAGAAGAAGAAGAAGAAGCUGCAUUGAGCCAAAAGAAAAAGAAGAAGAAGAAAGGAGACGAAACGGAGGGAAUCGUCCCUGUAUCUGAUCCAGCCGAGGAGCUGGUCGUGCAAAAAAAGAAAAAGAAGAAAGAGAAAGCGCUCAUGGACUCAACAGCACAUAAUGAGAAUGAGAACUGAUGUCUCGUACAUUGAGGACAAACUUCUGAAUAGUGACCGGGUCUCAAUGCAUGCUCCGUCCCGACUGUGAGGAUCAUGUGUGUUCAUAUGUAUGCAAGUCAGUGUUUGUAUGUUUUAUAUUUUUAUGGAGAAAUAUUUAGUAUUCUGAUUUUGUUGUUGUUUUAUUUUUCUAUUUUUCAUAACUGGACUUUGUGAUGAAAAAUAAUUUUAUGCCUUUUCUAUUCUUUUAAACGUGUUUUUAAAAAUCAAAUCAUGAGAGCCAUGAAAAAAAAAAUGAAUCAUGCUGUUUUAUUCUCAUUUUUGGGUCAUGUGACUAGUCUUUUUUUUUUUUUUUAAGGUACAUUUAAAAAGUAAUAAGUACAAUUGUUUAGGAUGAGCCAGUGAAUUCUAUAAAUGUCAAUUUCUGUUAAUAUUUGUGACCGUUAAGGGAAAAAAUGUAUUUGUCUUUUUUUUGUGUGUGGUUCAAAAUACACCGAUGAUUUUAUUUAUAUUGGUCUCACCUGAUUCUUCACACUGACAUGAACUGCAGAUGUACAUAAUGUAGCCGUAUUUACUAUUUAAAGAUUAGCUUGGACAUAUCAAAGGGUUUUUUAAGAGAUAAAUGUGUAUCAACACUUCCUUUUUUACCCCGAAGAUAAGGUAAUUUUUCAAAUGUGUACAGUAUAUCUACUAAAUGUUAAUUGCAUAACUUAUUAGUUCACUAGAGUAUGAAUGACCUCAACCUUAAUAGACAUGGAGUAAAAUCCAUAAACCUCAGAGUUUUAAGGCAAAAACUUUUUUUUCAUGCACUGAUAAAUUAUUUUGCUUCUAUAACAUGUCAGCCUAAUGGAAUAAAUCAUCUGAAAAACAACAUUAAACUUUAUUUUAUUACAUUU